UGUCACGGACGAUUCAUGAAUGCAAAGCAGACGCUCGGCUUGCACGGCUCGAUACACCAUGCGUGAGCACGGACGCGGAGACGGGACGUGAUGGGGUGGGCUGCGUCGUCGAUGUGCCGGUCGACAUGCACAUGACGCGCGCGGGCGGGUAUCGAAGCCGCGGGGGUUGUUUGGGCGUCGGGUUCCGAGGCAACGCGCCGGCGCGGCGGCCUGCUGCUCGGGACUUUUCCUGUGCCCAUGACGUGGGUACGGGGCCCAAGUCGGAGCGGUGCCGACUUCACGGUCAACCUCUCUCUCUCUCUCUCUCUCUCUCUCUCUCCCUCCCUCCCCCACCUCGAAGGGCUUCUUCGUCUUCUUGGUCAAGUGUUCGGUGCAGUCGACUGGCCUGGAUUUUCUUGGUCGACGAUGAAGAAGCGGUCCUGGAGGGAUUCGGCACGAGCACACGCCAUCCCGUUUCGAAGGAGCCGGCGGUCUUCGCACCACGAUGCUGUCGAGUAGCCUACGUGGGCUUCCCCAGCCCGUCGCGCACGCGUGGGGAGGGAGUAAAGGUUCUGGGCGACAGACACGGCAUCGUCAUCUGCCGCGGGCGCCUGAGAGAGAGACCACUGUAGGUGGUUUAGGUGUUUUCCUCUUGUACGUGCAAAGCAGGG
Messenger RNA from Colletotrichum navitas, 650 nucleotides. RefSeq lists its product as uncharacterized. The coding region runs from base 126 to 611 and encodes 161 amino acids. NCBI's taxonomy places the organism in Eukaryota, Fungi, Ascomycota, Sordariomycetes, Glomerellales, Glomerellaceae. The record is from RefSeq and is a predicted model, not a curated record. The transcript has a single exon.